Molecule: messenger RNA, 1356 nt
Organism: Seminavis robusta
Lineage: Eukaryota; Bacillariophyta; Bacillariophyceae; Naviculales; Naviculaceae
Source: the annotation of a GenBank genome assembly
AUGGCGCCCACCACAACAAGAGAUGCUGUUGCAGCACCUAAAAUUGAAACUGCGUUGACAAUCAUUUUGGGAAAGCAAUACUUCCAACAUGUGGAAGGAUCUGGAGAAGGAAAUGAUAGUGAAAUCGACGAUGAGUUCAUGCUGGAAACAAGGCACAAAGCCUUUGAUUGGAUUGUCAACCAGGAUCCAAUCCAGCUAGAGUAUAACUCUCCGAAUUUGGUUCAGAGAUUCCUUGUGGUGCUCUUCUAUUACCAAACCACAAGGCAUCAACGAUGGAAGGAGUGCAAUCCACCAGCAACUCCCCAAGGAAGUGCAUUCUGCUAUGAGCCAGACAUUGUAACUGGCGAAUCAACAUCGUACAUCUGGGGUGAUCAGUGGCUCUCUGCCAGUCAUGAAUGCAAGUGGGGUGGAGUGACCUGUGAGACUGUACAGUCAAAAGCGAAAGCACUUGUUGGGCUAAAAAUGUGGUGGAAUCAGCUGAAUGGUCCUCUCCCAUGGGAGAUCACUCAGUUGCCACACCUGAAAAGUCUAGAUUUGCAUGGCAACAUGCUGAGUGGAAUGCUUCCACCAAAGCUGCUCUCGUUUUCAUUGGAGAGGCUCUGGUUGGGCCACAACCAACUCUCAGGACCGAUCCCUGCUAGAUGGUUUGAAAAUCUCCAUGAAGGAAAUGCAAUCACCUCUGAAGUGGGGAUGCCCCCCUUGAAGAGCCUUGGUCUCAGGAACAAUUCGCUGACAGGAUCUCUGCCACUGGAAAUGUUCCACGUGGACUCUUUGGGGUUUCUACAAUUAGAACAGAAUGAUCUUACGGGCACCCUGCCAAGUGAAAUUGGAUUGCUAACGCACCUGCAACUUAUAUUUUUGAGUCACACCGGCAUUGGAGGAACCUUACCCUCCGAGAUUGGUCUGGCAACCCAAUUGACUGAAUUUCGUGCUUCCUACUCCAAUAUGGAAGGGGCACUCCCUGAAGAAAUGUACACUGGACUCACAGACCUUGUUGCUUUUGUGGCCAAUGAUUGCAACUUUGCUGGGACUAUCAGCUCAUCCCUUGGUCGUUUGACGGGCCUGCAGUGGCUGGGCCUAGCCAACAACAACUUUGAUAGCAUGAUUCCCAAUGAGAUUGAGUCACUGACUUUGCUGCGUCAAUUGAAGGUGAAUGGGAAUCAGCUCACUGGCACUGUUCCAGUGUCUGUCUGCCAAAAUCUUGUAUAUUGGGAACAUGAGAGUGCACGUGAUGUUGAACUUGCAGUUGUGGCUGACUGCUUGCCAAAUCCCGGAACAGGAGUUCCCACGAUCGAAUGUGGUGAUGAUUGCUGCACCAGUUGUUGUGACAACACAGGGGUUUGCCUUGCCAAUUGA